ACCGAGAAGUUCACGCCAUGCCUCACACACCUCCUGUUCACGCCUACACCUCCGUCUCCGUUUGUCUGCUUAAUUGUUCAUCCAAGUACCUCCAAUCUCGAAUUCAUAUGCUACAUGUCUCAAGGCUGGGAGGCGUCGACUGGCGUAGGGGUUUUGAACGACUGGUUCGCACUUCAUGCCACCGAGGGACCUCUACCACAAUACGACGAAGGUUUUAUACCAGAUUUCGACGAAUCAUGGCUAUCGGCUUUCAUGGUUGAUGAGGUUUUGCUAGGUCCCAACAGCUCGCAUAGACAAUUCAACGAAGGCGUUACCUCAUUUGACGACAGCGCUGAUUGCAAUGCUGAUGUCAACUUGGAUACAUUAGCUCUUGAUGGGCUACCUACCCCCCGCAUGCCGUCAAUAAAUCGGUUGGAUUGUCCAUCGGAUCUUCUGAAGGAUGGAGCUUCGGAGAGGGUAAACACAGUGGCUACAGAUGAACAGGAGACUAGAAUUGAGUCAGCAAAUGGUUCCUACAUGUCCUCUAUAGACAAAACCAAACCGGAUCUCAGUGAAGAAUCACUACCGACAAGGGCUUAUCAUCAGAGGCCCGCAAAGCGUUCAACUUCUGACAAACCUAAAUCCAAGAGGACCAAGAUUUCGAACGAAGCCCGCGUUGUGUUGGACGCACACUUCGAUAAUAGCGCUUAUCCGACUGAUGGUGAGCUGGUUCUACUAUCUGGAAAGACUGGAUUGCCUGUGUCAGUCAUCAAAACAUGGUUCGUGAAUGCAAGGGCACGCAAGACUAUGCCAGGAGGCAAUGCCGACGCAGAUACAAACGUGAAUAGUCAAGAAUUUCAUGAGCGACCCGAACGUAGUCUGUCGCUGGAGCCUGUCGUUGGUCGAGAUAGUCUUCAGGACUUGGAUCGAUGCUCCCCUGCGCCCAGCGUAGCCUCACUCGAGAGAUAUGUGAAUCAGACCGCAGAUCAGGACUCAGUUCCUACUUCAGUCAUCGAAUCAGCCUUACAAGCUGACCAUUUCCUACCUGCGCUACUUGUUGAUGCGCAACCAUUUGACCAUUGCAACACAAUCUCAAGGUCUAGGCAGCAGUCUCCAAUGCGUGCUUUCAGUACCGCAGGCUCAAACAGCUCAGUGGGUUCUCGUAUCAGCGUUAGAAGUUCACGCAGCCAUAUCUCUGUCGAUUCGAGGGGUUCUCGUCGUGGUCGUAAGCGUUGGACACAACCACCAUUACCGCCUGAGGCGCAUCGACGGAAGAUAACUCUAGCAUAUACUCCCGAGCAGCCAAAUGGAAGCUUUUUGCAUGAAAAACAGGUAAGUGAAUCGUUCCUACUUCGAAGAUUACUACGUUACGAAGUACCCGCUCCUACUUUUGCACUUGGUCUAGCUGCAACAAAUCCUUCCCGAAUCGUUCCGCGUGGGCACGACACGAGGAAGCCAUCCAUCAUUGCCCCUACCAUUGGAUCUGCUGUCUAG
Molecule: messenger RNA, 1473 nt
Organism: Alternaria burnsii
Lineage: Eukaryota; Fungi; Ascomycota; Dothideomycetes; Pleosporales; Pleosporaceae
Exons: 3
Molecular function (GO): DNA binding
Source: RefSeq, a predicted model, not a curated record